Molecule: messenger RNA, 1445 nt
Organism: Hevea brasiliensis (rubber tree)
Lineage: Eukaryota; Viridiplantae; Streptophyta; Magnoliopsida; Malpighiales; Euphorbiaceae
Product: gamma carbonic anhydrase-like 2, mitochondrial
Exons: 2
Coding region: 232-1161 (309 amino acids)
Source: RefSeq, a predicted model, not a curated record
UGAAGGUCAUCGUCCGAACUUGUUCCAAAGGAAUUGGAUUCCAAUAAUUUAUUCCAAAGGAAUUGGAUUCCAAUAAUUAAAGUAUAUAUUUAGCAUCCAUUAGAAUUUAUAUGAUGCGUUUUGAUUUUAAUUAUUGAUCCUCGUCUUGUUUUCCAACUAUUGGGAAUUUAGGAGGGGAUAGGUAGACAUGGGUUGCGACAAAGUGUCCAAUUCAAAGCCCAUCAAAGAUAAAUGGGUCUAAAAAUCAAGCCCAUAAAUCUUAGAUUUGGGCCUCCUUUUCGAGGUAUAUUUUUUUUUCGUCUGGGCCCAAGUCAUCAAUGCCAAUCCGGCGACACACCCCCCCGGGCUCUGCCCUUUCCCCUCGGUUUUCAUCUGUACAAGACGUUGAGUUUGAGCUCCAUAACUGUGGAAAGAAUGGCGACUUCUCUAGCCCGCAUCUCCAGAAAAGCCCUAACCUCCACGAUCUCCCCGCACCGCUACCUCCUUAAUCACACCUUAUCCGCUGAGGCAUCAACCAAAUCGAUAACGCCGUCGCCCGAUCGAGUCAAGUGGGACUAUCGAGGUCAGAGGCAGUUAAUCCCGUUGGGCCAGUGGCUCCCCAAGGUCGCUGUCGAUGCCUAUGUGGCACCCAAUGUCGUCCUAGCGGGUCAGGUCACUGUCUGCGAUGGAGCGUCAGUUUGGAGUGGAUCGGUUCUUCGGGGAGAUCUCAACAAGAUCACAGUCGGGUUCUGCUCUAAUGUUCAAGAGCGAUGUGUAAUUCAUGCCGCCUGGAACUCCCCUACAGGACUACCAGCAGAGACAUCCAUUGAAAGGUUUGUGACAAUUGGUGCGUAUAGUCUCUUGCGGUCCUGCACAAUUGAGCCAGAAUGCAUCAUCGGACAGCACUCUAUCCUUAUGGAAGGUUCUUUGGUGGAGACACACUCAAUCCUUGAAGCAGGGUCUGUAGUUCCCCCAGGGAGGAGAAUUCCAACUGGCGAACUUUGGGCGGGAAAUCCAGCAAGGUUUGUAAGGGCUCUAACACAUGAAGAGAAUUUAGAAAUCCCUAAACUUGCUGUUGCAAUUAACGAUCUCAGCAAAAACCAUUUCUCAGAGUUUCUCCCCUACUCCACAGUAUAUUUAGAGGUUGAGAAUUUGAAGAAGAAGUUAGGUAUUUCUAUCUGAUGCUUUUCACUGUCAUCUUUCUAUGCACUGGCUAAUUGCAAAGAAAUAAAUAGCUCGAGAACACAUAAAGCAAGCUUCCAUGUUUCUAUUGUUUGUAUUUGAUGUUGUUGGCUGUUGAAAGUGCUGGUUGUGAAUUUCAACCAAAUGGGUGAUACACUGGAGGCACUCGUCAAUUGUUUUUGGUUUGCAUGCUCUACGCAUUAUUCCUAAGGCUUACUGUAUUUGGCUUUGUUCAGCCUCACUUGAUGUUGGCUAUCAAGAAAUUGUUCAUUUUUUUUCCGUCA